Molecule: messenger RNA, 480 nt
Organism: Ostreococcus lucimarinus CCE9901
Lineage: Eukaryota; Viridiplantae; Chlorophyta; Mamiellophyceae; Mamiellales; Bathycoccaceae
Exons: 1
Coding region: 1-480 (159 amino acids)
Biological process (GO): protein sumoylation
Cellular component (GO): nucleus
Molecular function (GO): SUMO conjugating enzyme activity
Source: RefSeq, a predicted model, not a curated record
AUGGCGUCGGUCGCCCUCGCGCGCCUGGGCGAGGAGCGCCGAAACUGGCGUCGCGACCACCCGCCCGGAUUCUUCGCGCGUCCCGAGAAAACGGCGAGCGGGGAGACGAAUCUGUUUCGAUGGCGGUGCUCGAUACCGGGCGCGCGCGGGACGCGCUGGGAGGGCGCGUUCGUGCCGCUGACGAUGGAGUUCCCGAGGGAGUACCCGGCCAAGCCGAUGAAGUGUAAAUUUCCUGCGGGAUUUUAUCACCCGAACGUGUACCCGAGCGGGACGGUGUGCCUGAGCAUUCUGAACGAGGACGAGGGGUGGCGGCCGAGCGUGACGGUGAAGCAGGUGGCGCUGGGGAUACAGGAACUGCUGGAUAAUCCGAACGAGAAGUCGCCGGCGCAGAGCGAUGCGUACGUGACGUACACGACGGAUAGGGCGAAGUACGAGCGGAGGGUGAGGGAGGAGGUGGCGAAGUAUCCGCCGCCGGAGUAG